Molecule: messenger RNA, 951 nt
Organism: Cordyceps militaris CM01
Lineage: Eukaryota; Fungi; Ascomycota; Sordariomycetes; Hypocreales; Cordycipitaceae
Product: endo-1,3(4)-beta-glucanase, putative
Exons: 1
Coding region: 1-951 (316 amino acids)
Biological process (GO): glucan catabolic process
Molecular function (GO): hydrolase activity, hydrolyzing O-glycosyl compounds
Source: RefSeq, a predicted model, not a curated record
AUGGUUCGCCCAACGACUCUCACGGCCGUCGCCGCCACGCUUCUUGCGCAGGUCACCCGGGCCACGUACGGCCUCGACACAGUCUACGAUGCCUCCAACUUUUUCCAAGAAUUCAACCACUUUAACCAGCCCGACCCGACUCAAGGCUUUGUCGAGUACGUCGAUCAGCCCACUGCCCAGGCUGCUGGCCUCAGUGGAAUUCGCAAUGGGACCAUCUACAUGGGCGUCGACUCUACCACGCACAAUCCUCCCAAUGGCCGUCGCUCCAUCCGCGUUGAAUCCCAAAAGACCUUCACGAAGGGCCUGUUUAUCGCCGACAUUGCUCACAUGCCUUCCAAUGCGUGCGGUGUCUGGCCCGCCUUUUGGAUGUACGGUCCUAACUGGCCGACCUCUGGCGAAAUCGACAUUAUCGAAGGUGUCAACACGCAGACGAAGAACUCCAUUACUCUCCAUACCCAAAACAAGUGCCAGAUGUCGGGGUUUUCUGCCCUUGCCAGCACCUUUGUCGUCAGCGAAGAGUGCAACACCGUGACCGGCUGUGGUCAGCAGACGGGCGACAAUCAAAACUACGGCGACGGUUUCAAUGCAAUUGGCGGCGGCGUCUACGCCAUGGAGUGGACGGACUGGCGCAUUUCCAUCUGGUACUUUCCUCGCUCCAAAAUUCCCAACGACAUUAUCAGCGGCAGCCCGCAGCCCUUGACCUGGGGCGAGCCCAGCGGCAGCUUCUCCUCGGGUCAGACGUGUGACAUUGAAUCCGCCUUCAGGGAUCACAAAAUCGUUUUUGACACGACAUUUUGCGGUGUCUGGGCGGGCGAGGUCUGGGCUUCCAACAGCGAGUGCUCCGCCCACGGUCCUUCGUGCAAGGACUACGUCGCUGCCAACCCCCAAGACUUUGCUGAAGCUUUUUGGAGCAUCAACAGCCUCAAGGUCUACAAGGCUCAGUUUCUCUAG